UUGUUUUGGUUUUUUUAAGCGGGGGGAUGUUCCGCUGCUCUUUAUUUAUGCUUCGCUCCCUCCUUUUUCGUUAUUCUUUUGUAGCCUAGGCACGUUAAGCUACACAGAGAGCGAAUGAUUCCGUUACUAUCGUUAAAUUAAUUUCUGUAAUGCUAGUUAUUCCCAAGCCAGCAAACUAGUUUGAGGGUGUUGAGCGGUAAUGGAUUCGCGGGUAUCGGAGCUUUUCGGUGCGGGUUCCGCUUUUAAAACAACCUCUCAAGGAGCGGGGUCGGCUUCAAAUAACGCUGCUGUGGCGGCCACGAGAAAAACCUUGACCAAAAAUGGCAAAAAGGCAAAGAACCGGUCAGCCCGACAUCCUAAACCAAGCAAUAAUCCGCCUUAUCUACCUCCGGAGGUUGAAGAGGGGAACAUAGAGUACAAGCUGAAGCUGGUGAACCCCACACAGUAUCGCUUCGAGCACCUGGCCACACAGAUGAAAUGGAGGCUCCAGGAGGGCAGAGGAGAGGCUGUGUACCAGAUCGGGGUGGAAGACAACGGGCUGCUGGUUGGCUUGUCUGAAGCUGAUAUGAGAGCAUCGCUCAGAACUCUUCGUCGGAUGGCCGAGAAGGUCGGUGCUGACAUCACAGUCCUCAGAGAGAGGGAGGUGGAUUAUGAGUCUGAGGAGCCACGAAAAAUCGCAGAGGUCCUUGUAAGGAAAGUGCCAGAUGACCAGCAGUUCCUGGAUCUGCGGGUAGCAGUACUGGGUAACGUGGACUCGGGGAAGUCCACCCUGCUAGGUGUGCUUACGCAAGGGGAGCUGGAUAAUGGCAGGGGCAGAGCACGGCUCAACCUUUUCCGACACCUCCACGAGAUCCAGACAGGAAGAACCUCCAGUAUCAGCUUUGAAAUCCUGGGCUUCGAUAGCAAAGGAGAGGUGGUGAAUUACAGUGAUUCCCGGACAGCAGAGGAAAUCUGUGAGAGUGCCUCAAAAAUGAUCACCUUCAUCGACCUGGCCGGCCACCACAAAUAUCUGAAGACUACCAUCUUUGGCCUUACCAGCUAUUGCCCUGACUUUGCCAUGCUAGUAGUCAGCGCAAACACAGGCAUAGUGGGCACUACACGGGAGCACCUGGGUUUGGCCAUGGCUCUGAAGGUUCCCAUUUUCAUCGUGGUCAGCAAGGUGGACCUGUGCACCAAAGCUAUGGUGGAGCGCACCGUCCGACAGCUGGAACGCAUCCUCAAGCAGCCGGGCUGCAACAAGGUUCCCCUGGUGGUGUCCAGCACGGACGACGCUGUCACCGCUGCCCAGCAGUUUGCCCAGUCGCCCAGGUACCUCACAGCUCUUAAAACUACCUCAAAGCCUCCUGUCAACAACAAUAAACCCAGCAUCACACCGAUCUUCACGUUAUCCAGCGUAUCCGGGGAGAACCUGGACCUGCUAAAGGUUUUCUUCAACAUCCUGCCUCCCCUCAGCAAUAGCAAAGAGCAGGAGGAGCUCAUGCAGCAGCUCACCGAGUUCCAGGUUGAUGAGAUUUACACGGUGCCUGAUGUCGGGACAGUGGUUGGUGGAACUCUUUACAGUGGAAUCUGCCGGGAGGGUGAGCAGCUGGUGGUCGGCCCCACAGAUGACGGUCAGUUCCGGGAGCUGACAGUUUGUAGUAUCCAGAGAAACCGCUCUGCGUGCCGGGUGCUCAGAGCAGGACAGGCAGCUACUCUGGCACUGGGUGAUUUCGACCGCUCAUUAUUACGAAAGGGCAUGGUGAUGGUGAGCCCAGAGAUGAACCCCACGAUCUGUUGGCUGUUUGAGGCUGAGAUUGUCCUGCUCUUCCAUGCCAAAACUUUUCACAAGGGCUUCCAGGUGACUGUGCACGUGGGUAAUGUGAGACAGACUGCUACAGUGGAGGCUCUACAGGGGAAGGACGAGCUGCGCACUGGUGAGAAAGCAGUCGUACGAUUCAAGUUCAUCAAGCACCCAGAAUACCUCAAAGUGGGUGCCAAGCUGCUCUUCAGGCACGGCGUAACCAAAGGCAUCGGACAGGUCACCAAACUGCAGCCUUUGUCCCAAUAUCAGCACCACUCCUAGACUCAGUCUCUCUCUCUCAGCUCAGAGGACGCAGAAUACAGCAAUCCUCCAGUCACUGUCAGAUUCCUCUUUCCCACCUCCCUCCCCAAAACACUCUUCUUUUAAUCUUUUUUCUCCCCUUCACCAAAGCCUUGCCUCCACCAACCUCCAGCCUUUUAAAAAAAACUGUUUCAUUUGAAACAAUCGUCUGGUUUACAGGCUUUUUAUUUUGUAGUUUUGCAGUAGGGUCUGGAGAAGAGUUUCUCAUGUUUAAGUGUAAACACACUGGUUACCAUGUAGACACAUGUUUUGGUGUCUUUCUAAGUGAGAGUGAUCUAUGUUGGUGUUUCUUAAAUGAGAUGUCCAACUAGAGGUUAGUCCAAACCAGCAGUAAAGAUGUCCAGGCAGCUGGAACUAAAUCCUGGGGAGGAAUUUUACUUUCAGGGCCUGAAUUUACUGAAUCCAUCCCAGCAGUUAAUUUGACUAACAAUGAAGAAGAGUUAAGAAUUUUAUGCUAACUUGCGUUGUUAGCCCUGUUAGCAAAUGUUUGGUUCCCCUUUAGUGACUCCUGAUGAACCGCUCAUGCAAAAUACUACAGCAAAUAAGGGCGAGUGAGAUUCUGAACAUUUGUUAAAAGGCAUUAAUUAGGAAAUUUGCGCCCAGCAGAUGACUUGACGAUCUUGAGAUGUAUCACAUUAUGACGAAACAAAUAGACAAGAAUGGCAAGACGUUCCUCCAAAUGAAUGUUUACAAGUUAACAAGACAGAAGUGUAACGUGUUGAGCCUUUCCACGGCAGCUACAGUGGUGGCAGAUUCGUCAUCAUGCAUCAACCAACUCUGUCAAACUAAAUGGUAGCACUGUUAGCCUAAACCCUGAACCUAACAGCAGUCUCUGUGUUAAAUGUCUAGCUGACAGCUUGGAAAUGUCUUCUGUGAUUUCUAAAGAGGCACUGUAAUAUUGUGGCAGCCUUAGAAUGUUUAAGCUAAUCUUUAUUUGGCAUGUGUAUUGGGUGAUCAAUGAAACCAGAGACUAAUUUCUGUGGUAAUUAAAAGUUUUGAAAACUUAGAUGCAUUUAUUAUGGAUGCAUUUGGGCAGCUGCUUCAGUUCCUGCCUAUUGACUUCUAUUAUAGGUCUCAAGAGAAUGGAUUUUCUCUUGUUUUCCUAAGUGCAGCCAAACCUGACGAAGUUAUUGUGGUAAUCGAAAGCUAAAUGCACAUGGUAGAUGGAUAUUAGGUUAAAUUUCGAAGGGGAAUUCCACUGAUUUAAAAAAAAAAAAAGUAUAAAGGUAAACACACUCACUCAGAGGGGUUU
Pygocentrus nattereri (red-bellied piranha) is the source of this 3353-nucleotide messenger RNA. RefSeq names its product GTP binding protein 2a (gene gtpbp2a). Bases 200 to 2062 code for a protein of 620 amino acids. The record is from RefSeq and is a predicted model, not a curated record. The transcript has 12 exons. NCBI's taxonomy places the organism in Eukaryota, Metazoa, Chordata, Actinopteri, Characiformes, Serrasalmidae. Gene Ontology annotation, molecular function: GTP binding; GTPase activity; translation elongation factor activity. Gene Ontology annotation, biological process: translational elongation.